Messenger RNA from Cercopithifilaria johnstoni, 828 nucleotides. The record is from the annotation of a GenBank genome assembly. NCBI's taxonomy places the organism in Eukaryota, Metazoa, Nematoda, Chromadorea, Rhabditida, Onchocercidae.
AUGACGUUAUUUAAUAACUACAAUACUAACGAUGGAAUGGCCGAUAACAACAACGGAAACGACAACAACAGUGGUAGAAAUAGUAUCGAAUUUACCGCGGCGACCAAUUCGGUGCGGCCAUCAUGUUCCAAUAUUAAUGUCAUGGUUGAAAGUGGUUUGAAAUGGAAAACAAAUGUGGUACCUGGUUGUACCACUUCUUCAACUGUUACGUUACCCAGACGAGAUUUCCAUUUCAAGCGUAUCGAAGUUGAAGAAGCCCCGAAAUGGUUCGUUUGGCCGAAGCGUAACAAAGAGAGUAGUAAAUCAUCAAGGAAUGAGAAGAAUAUGAGUCAUGAGAAAUCAUCAAGUUCAUCUGGUAAUAACUCCAUUUCCCGUCCUGAUAUAUUACUGCCGCAAAGGAUCACAAAUUUAACAAACGCCAACAACAAUCGACAGCAUAAUUUAAACUACAUGGCAUUGGCUCAGUCUGAAAAUGAUAAUACAGUAAUGGUACAGUCAGGUGCACGUCAACAUCACGAGUUGCACUAUCGUAAUGUGAUCGGUACAGAACUUAUCAACACACCCAAUUCCCAACCAAGUUCUCACAUUAUGCGUUGCCACAUUGCAACCACAGUUGAUAGUGAACAAUGUAUUGCAGGAUCCGCCCCAACUAUCUCUCAGACUUUUAAAAUUUUGUCAAUAUCAAAAAAACCCUUAGAAAACUGCGAUGAUGACGACUUAGAUCUCACAAACUCUGUCAUUUCGAAUUGUCGGCAAUCACAUUCUCAACCGACGGUACUUUUGUCUCAAUCAGCAACAGCCGGUGACACUGUUAAAGAAGUUCACUAA